UAUGGGUUCGUGGUAAUAGACAAGGAUAGUGAAUUGAACAAGGGUCGUUACAGGAGAGGAUUCGAUUGCUUUAUAUAUUUAUAAUUUCAAACUUUAUCGCACAGUUGAAAUGCAACCUUAAAAGUGUGAAUAUGCACAGAGCCGAGCUGAAUAAGGAAAAAAACAUUUUACGCCGAAUUGCCAGCGCGAGCGAUGCGAUUCGACGAAAACACAAAAUGUUGAAAUUGGGGAAAAUGACGGCUGAGAAAGCCAUGAGUGAAAUUUUCAAACCCGUAAUGAAUCCUUUGGAGAAGUUGGUUGAUCAGUCAGUAAAACAGGAAUCAGCUAUCAAGAAAGAACCGAAUGAGGAGUCUUCCGUGAAAAAAGAAGAUGAAUUUAUCGAUAACGAAGAUGAUGAAUUCGAACGUUCGUUUCAAACGGCUCACGGGGAUAUCUCGGAAGAGGAUAUUAGUUUUGAGGAUGAUGAUAGUAUUAAACGUGAUGAUUUGUCUCAAAAUUACUUAAAUAUGUUUGACACGGUGGAAAAGAAAGAGCUGGAUACAUCGUAUGGAGUACGAAAAUUACAGGGAAAUCGUUUAAUGAUCGGAAAUUCACCAAUUACGUUUGAGCGAAAUAUUAUUCGUAUCGGUGAUAAGACUUUUGAUCAAAGUGAGGGUUUAUUGGAAUUGCUGUUUAAAAAAUCCCCCGAUGAAUCUCGAAUAACGACAAACGAUAGAGAAAAUUAUCGCAAAAUUCUCAAUUCGACAAACGCUUAUAGAAAACAUUAUAUUCAUGAUCACGCAAUUCGCAAUGAUAAUAGUAGAAAAUUCAAAAAUAUAAUUGCUCAAAUGAUUGAUUCACCGAUGAGAAAAUCCUCACCAACGCGACACUCGGAACGAUUGGGUAAAAGCUUACCGGGGUAUAAAAUUUUCAAAAGAAAUAGUACCCUGGAUUACGUUUAUUGGGAUGACCCUAAUGAGCUGGUUGAUAGACUGCGUCUUCUUUAUGCUUCACAAGUUGCAGGCAAUGCAAGUCACGUCAAUGAAAUAAUUUCCAUCAUCGAGGAAUUGCGUGAAGCUCAAAUUAUUUAUUAGGUAGUACACACAC
This is a messenger RNA of Venturia canescens, 1086 nucleotides long. RefSeq lists its product as uncharacterized. The record is from RefSeq and is a predicted model, not a curated record. The transcript has a single exon. Lineage: Eukaryota; Metazoa; Arthropoda; Insecta; Hymenoptera; Ichneumonidae. The coding region runs from base 132 to 1073 and encodes 313 amino acids.